Kuraishia capsulata CBS 1993 is the source of this 3564-nucleotide messenger RNA. RefSeq lists its product as uncharacterized. The transcript is spliced from 2 exons. Gene Ontology annotation, molecular function: cohesin loader activity; double-stranded DNA binding; ATP hydrolysis activity. Bases 1 to 3564 code for a protein of 1187 amino acids. The record is from RefSeq and is a predicted model, not a curated record. NCBI's taxonomy places the organism in Eukaryota, Fungi, Ascomycota, Pichiomycetes, Pichiales, Pichiaceae. Gene Ontology annotation, biological process: mitotic sister chromatid cohesion. Gene Ontology annotation, cellular component: chromosome.
AUGCACAUAAAGAGGAUCGCGAUUCAAGGCUUCAAAACCUACAAAAACACAACUAUUGUUGAAGAUCUAUCUCCCAAGCAUAAUGUCGUCGUGGGCAGAAAUGGAUCUGGAAAGUCAAACUUUUUUGCAGCUAUCCGGUUUGUUCUCUCUGACGCCUAUAGUCACAUGUCAAGGGAAGAGAGACAGAGUCUUAUUCAUGAAGGCUCUGGAACGGUGAUGUCUGCGUACGUGGAGAUAGUGUUUGAUAACACUGAUCGCCGAUUUCCCAUUGAUAAAGAUGAGGUUACAAUCCGGAGAACUAUUGGUUUGAAGAAAGAUGAUUACUCUUUGGACUCUAAAGGCACAACAAGAACUGAUAUGAUGAAUUUGCUGGAAACAGCUGGUUUUUCUAGGUCUAAUCCGUACUAUAUUGUACCCCAAGGAAGAAUCACAUCUUUGACAAAUGCAAAAGACACAGAAAGACUUCAGUUGUUGAAAGAGGUCGCGGGCGCUAAAGUCUUUGAGACAAAGCUCAAAGAAUCGCAGAAAGAAAUGACGAAUUCCUUGAAAAGGAAAGAAAAGAUUGAUGAAAUGCUCGAAUUCAUCGAAAAUCGUCUUGAAGACUUGGAUCUUGAGAAGGAUGAUUUGAAAAACUUUGAGAAGUACAACAAUCUCAAGAAAGCUUUGGAAUUCAAUAUCUUUGAUAGAGAACUCAUUUCUGUGAGUGACACUAUUACUAGCAUUGAGGACAAGCAUUCUCAUGCCCUCGAUGGUUCCAACGACCUUGUGCAGAAACUCGAAGAGAGAGAAAAGCUUGCAAAAAAACUGCAGAACCAGAUCUCCGACUUAAAUUCAAACAGAAAACUCAUUGAAAUUGACAAGUCCGAGAACGACGCGGAAAUCAGAGAGCUGCUGAGCAGAAUAGCAGAACUCAAAGUUAAGGUAGAGGACUGGAAAAACUCGGAUGCAAUUGCAGACUCGCAGAGAAUUACUGAUAACGAAACUCUCUCGGCACUGAAGAAAAGCAUACAGAAAAGGGAAAGGAAGCUGCAGGAACUCACACCCACUCUGGAUGAUAUGUCAGAGAAAGAAUCUACUUUGAAAACUCAACUUAGCAUUUUGCGCGCGCAAGAAAGAACCUUGUUUUCAAAGCGGGGCAGGUCGCUACAGUUUCAGAAUAAGGCCGAGAGAGAUAUGUGGCUUAGGUCAGAGAUUGAGCUUAUCGACAAGAAUUUAGCUGCGAAACAGGCAGAACGCGAUGCUCUAAGGAAGUCUCAGAAAGAAAAGGAGCUUCAUAUACAGAGUGUCACUGAACAGGAAGCCAUCCUAGAAACUCAGUUGAAUGAGGGUCCAGAUUCUGUCAAGGCGAAACUGAGUCAAGCUGAAGCUGUUCUGAAGAGCACGAAGCAGUCUUUUGAUCUUCUUUCGGACGAGCGUAAAGCAUUAUGGCGCGAUGAAAGCAGACUUUCAAAUAUUCUGAUCUCUUAUGAUCAGGAAAUCAGCAGUGCUCAACAGGAUAUCAAUGGAACCAUGGAUAGGUCGCUUGCUCAAGGACUUGAGUCAGUUAGGAGAAUUACCAGUCAACUUGACUUGAGUGGUGUUUAUGGCACUUUGGGUGAACUGAUCGAGGUAAGUGACAAGUACAAAAUGGCAGCCGAAGUAGUUGGGGGAAAUUCUCUGUUCAACGUUGUGGUGGAUACAGACAGAACUGCAGGUAUCCUUAUGGAGGAACUAACGAGAGAAAAGGCAGGAAGAGUGACGUUCAUGCCUUUGAAUCGCUUGAAACCUCAGACAGUACAGUAUCCCUCUUCUAAUGACUGUGUCCCUCUGAUCAAGAAAAUCGCCUUCGAGGACUACCUUGCUCCGGCUGUGGAGCAGAUUUUUUCCAGAACUGUGGUGUGUAUAUCUUUGGAGAGAGGAAGCCAGUUGGCUCAAGAAUAUUCCCUAAAUUCAGUUACCCUUGAUGGAGACAUCUGUGACAGAAGGGGUGUGUUGUCGGGUGGAUUUAGAGAGUUCAAGAAGUCGCGCAUUGACUAUCUGUAUAGUUUGAAGAAGUGGAAGACGGAAUAUGAAGCAACGAAGUUGAAGUUGGAAGAAAUCCAACAAAAACUCUCUUCCAAGGAUGUGGAACUAAACCGGUUUAACGAUGAGAUUUCCAAGCAAAGAAAACUCACAGAUGCACUAGAGAACCAAAGAGAUUCAGUUAUGCUCGAGAUAUCAACUUUGCAUAACGACAAAUCACGUUUGGAUUCGGAAAACGUGCUCUUGAAAAGUCAACUUGCUCUGGCUAACGACUCUAUAAAGGUGCUGGACACCCAACGUCUUGAAAAGGCGACAGAGUUGCAGUCAAACUUUUCCCAGUCUCUGUCCAGUGCUGAACUCGCUGAGCUGAAAAGCAUGAGCACGAAAAUUCCGGCAAUUGAAAAAGAGCUUGAUGUCACUACUGAUAUUCUCAGCCAAACUGAGUUGGAGUACUCCACGAUCAAGAUUGAAUUGGAGCAGAACUUCUAUCCUAGAAUGAAGAAAAUGACUUCCCAGGUGGAGAAACUGACUCGAAACAUUCCGGAGGAGUCAAGCGAAUUGGCAAAUCUUACGCAAUCGCUCUCGCUUUUGCAAGAACAACUUCAGGAGUUUGAGACAACCAACUCGAGCUUCCAGGAGAAACUAGAAGAGAUUGAAGCAGAGAUUUCUUCUAAGACGGAGAGUCUGCGGAAGAUAGACGAAAGCCAAAAAGCCAGGCUGAGAAAACUCGAAAGCUUGGGACAGGUAUCUGAAAAGCAUUUAAGCAAAAAGGUUGCCCUUGUCGGUCGCAGAGACGAAAUCAACAAAAAGAUUCGCGAAUUGGGGGCUUUACCAGAGGAAGCUUUUGGUUCAUUCAGAGAUAGUUCAUCCGAUGUGCUACUUAGACGCUUAAAUGAAGCGAAUCAGAUGCUGAAACAGUACGGUCACGUCAACAAAAAAGCUCUAGAGCAGUACUUGACAUUUACCAAACAAAGGGAUGAUCUUGUGGAAAGAAGGUCAGAGCUUGACACAGCCAAAAGUUCCAUUGAAGAACUUGUUGCUAUUCUCGAGCAGAGAAAAGAGAAUGCGAUUGUCAGAACUUUUGAAAAUGUUUCGCGAGAAUUCUCAAACAUCUUCUCUAAGUUGGUUCCAGCUGGUGUUGGUUCCUUGAUAAUCCAAAAGGGAAAUGACGAGAGCUCCGAAUCUUUCACUGGGGUGUCGAUUUCUGUUUCGUUCAAUUCCAAAGAGAAUGAACAACAACGCAUUGAGCAACUAUCUGGGGGGCAGAAAUCGUUAUGUGCUAUUACCCUCAUCCUUGCCAUUCAGAACUGCGAUCCUGCUCCCUUUUAUCUCUUCGAUGAAAUCGAUGCUAAUCUGGAUGCCCAGUACAGAACGUCUGUUGCCAGACUUAUUCACCAAUUGGCUGACGAUGGUGCACAGUUCAUCUGUACAACGUUUAGACCCGAGAUGCUCCAGGUUGCCGACAAGUUCUUUGGAGUGACUUUCAGCGAUAAGGUUUCUACGGUUUCGGAUAUUGAUAGAUCUGAGGCAUUAGCUUUUGUAGAAGGCCAGCAGCAACGUUAG